Messenger RNA from Helianthus annuus (common sunflower), 1260 nucleotides. RefSeq lists its product as uncharacterized. The transcript has 3 exons. Lineage: Eukaryota; Viridiplantae; Streptophyta; Magnoliopsida; Asterales; Asteraceae. The record is from RefSeq and is a predicted model, not a curated record. Bases 1 to 1260 code for a protein of 419 amino acids.
AUGGCGAAAACCGACGAUGCUAGAGAUGAAAUUCGGUCCUUUCGCCAACUAUCGAGUGAACCAUUACACGAAGCAGUUACUCGAUACAAGGAAUUGAUUCGGAAAUGCCCUCAUCAUCAAAUUGAAAAAUGGGAGUUGGUCAAAUGCUUCGUGAGGGGUUUGGAUGAUGAGACAUGGAACCACCUUAAGUCGACUAGUAAUGGAACGUUGUUGAGUAAUCAUGAGGACGACGAUUGGGAAUUCCUCGAGAGGGCGAGCAAGAGGUCAAAAGCGAAAGAGUCGGCCGAUCGAGCCAAAAAGCACCCCACCUCAAGGUCUUGGCCCGACCGUGAUGCGAGUUCUAAGGAUCGGAUUGAAACGUUGGAGCAGGAGUUGGCCCGCAUGAAGAAAAAAGAAGUGGGUGCGGUGCAAUACACCAUAUGUGAAGAAUGCGGCGACAUCGGUCACCGGAACGAGAAUUCUCAAGCCACCGUGGAUGCGAAUCAAGUGUAUGGAGGCCGGAGGCAAUACGAUAUGAACUCCAACACUUACCACCCCGGAUUGAGGAACCAUCCUAACUUUAGGUAUGCUAAUGCCUCCAACCGAAUGAACCCGAAUUUCCAAUUGGGAAAUCAAGGUGGGUAUUCGCACCAAACUCGCCAAGUAGGUAACCAAGGGGGUUACCAAAGGAACAACAAUCAAGGCGGUGGUGAUGAUUUGAGUGCCAAGAUAGAUGCACUAUUGAAUUUGGUGAAGGAGUCCAAUAGUGAAAUCAAGGAGAUGAAAAAGGCAAAUGAGAUGAAAAAGGCAAAUGAGAUGAGGGAUAAAUCUCAUGAGGUAUUGGCGAAGCAAGUUGGGCAACUUGCUGAAGAGGUUCCGGCUCAUGUGGAAUGCUUAAAGGAGUUAAGCAUCGAAAAACGGCACAACAAAUUACCCAAACCGGUUGAUUUGAUAUCUCAUGUUAGUGUCGUUUUAUCGAGUGCCCUUCCUCAAAAAGCUCAAGAUCCGGGAGAUCCUCUUAUUCCAAUUCAAAUUGGAACAUUCAAAAUUAAGAGAGCGCUCCUAGAUCUUGGAGCUUGUGUGAGCAUCUUGCCCGGGAGUUUGUUUAGAGAAACAAAGAAGAAGACGGUCAAGAAGAAGAAGGCAAAAAAGUCACCUCAAGAAAAGAAGAAGGAAGAGGAGGUGAGAAAGUUUGGACCGUUAGGCAACAAAUGGUAUGAAUCACCGAUGGGUGAUUUUAAGGAGUUCGUGGGCGCCAAGCACGUCAUUCGACCACCAUGA